CGAUGGCUCGAGAAGGUUUUCGGUGUCGUUGAAAAUCUGCAGGAAAAAAAUCGGGAAAAAUAAUUGAUUUAAAACUGUCAAAAAAGGAACUUAGUCGGUCGAUUGGUGAAUUGUCUGAGGUAAAGUGCUGAUUAAAAGCGUCGAUUGUUUCGAUUCCCUCCGUGAGGGGAUAAGGAAAUGAAGGAGCGUCAGUGAAGGGACGGCAGUGAGGAGAUAGUGUAAUCCGCCCGGUUUUAUAUCAAACUAUAAUUUUCAGAGAAGGCUGACCUCUGUCUUUCCUUACAACCUGGAUUACUAAUUGCUGUAGUGAAGGAAUAUGAAGGAGAAAGACGUGUCGCCUAAGACUGGCGGAAAACGCGGUGAGGAAAGGCGAGGCGGCCAUCACCAACAACCGAGGAAAAUGGGGAAUAACCACAACAGCAUCAACAGGAACAACAAAAACCAUGGCAAUGCCAAGAGGGCUCGCAACAUUAGCGGCAAAAGGACCAACAACCGAGACUAUGAUGUUUACCCUCCCAACCGGACUACUAAUAAUUUGAGUCUUUCUUCUGCUUCUUCAAGGACAAGUAGGGCUGAGAGGCAGCCUGCUGAAUACAAAACCCUGAAGAUCAGCAAUUUGGGUUCCCAGUUGAGUGACGGUGCCAUCGAGGAUGGCCUUUUCCACGAGUUUAAGAAGUUUGGGGAUGUCAGUGUGAAGAUUUCCAGGGAUGGGGAUGAAAGAGUGGCUCUGGUGAAUUUCAGACAUUCUGAGGAUGCUAAGGCUGCUAGACAUGCCAAGGGCAGAUUGGUGCUGCAUGAUCGCCCUCUGAAAAUUGAAACAGUUUAUCCUCCUCCAAAAGGAAGAAGUUACUCCCCUGAAAUGGAUGGAUAUUCUGCACCAGGUGUUCAAGGCAACCGUCACAGGCAAAGGUCUCUGUCCCCUACUGGACUUGGUUACAGAGAGCAUAGAACUCAGCAACGCAGUUCUUUAGGGCGUCAGUUACCACCACCACCACCACCACCUCCCCCUCCUCCACCUCAGAGGGAUUUGGAAAGAGAGCGGGAUUAUGCCUUUUAUGAAGGUCGGGCACGUGCGGCUUACACACUCGAUAGAACCACAUUCAGGGAGGAUGAAAUCUUGCCAGAAGAUGAUAAAAGAGCUAACAGGACGUUGUUUAUUGGUAAUUUGGACCCUUCAGUGUCACAAAAUGAUCUUCUGUUAGCGUUUGAAAGGUUUGGCGUUAUCUUGGAGGUGGAUAUCAAACGGCCACCCCGUGGGCAAGGAAAUUCUUAUGGCUUCCUGAAAUUUGAAAACUUGGACAUGGCCCAUCGAGCGAAGAUAGCAAUGUCAGGAAAAGUGAUUGGACGAAAUCCCAUCAAAAUUGGAUAUGGGAAAGCAACCCCUACCACCCGAUUGUGGGUUGGAGGAUUGGGUGCCUGGGUUCCUGUAGCUGGCCUUGCAAGGGAAUUUGAUCGAUUUGGAACCAUAAGAUCAAUUGACUACAGAAAGGGGGACAAUUGGGCCUACAUUCAAUAUGAAAGCUUGGAUGCUGCACAAGCUGCAUGUACUCAGAUGCGUGGCUUUCCCUUGGGUGGACCAGAUCGACGUCUAAGAGUUGACUUUGCAGAUACAGAACAUCGUUAUCCUCAACAAUAUCUACAAGCCUUGCCUUUACCUCCUUUUGAUUUGAUUGGAGAUGGCCUUCUUCCUCGCGGUGCAGAGUGUUUAAGGGGUAGGGAAAGAAAUUCUCCUCCAAUGCAUUACAGAGAAAGGGAGCUUUUCCCAGGCAAUGAUUGGCAUGUCCUUUCUGUCCGUGAAAGAAACAGAAAUAGCCACGAACAGUUCGAUCAUCUUGAUCGUGAAGUCAGGGACAGCUGGUCUCUUGAACGUGGGCGUGACCAUAUUUUGCAAAAUUGGGACCAAAGAAGAAAAAGAAGAGGCCCUCCAGAUGCACGCCCAACUGAUUGUUCUCCAAGCAAUGACCGCUCCAGAAAACGACGAUGCAUUUCCCCUGAUCGCAGCCCAGGUAAUAGCAGUCGUGAUGGUGGGCGCCACAGUGAUUCAGACCGCGAUGUUAAGAAUGAGCGGUAUUCACCCAGCAGAGAUCGUUGUAAUAGCACAGAGAAAAUUCCAUGUGGUAAACAUGAGAUCAAAACUGUCAAUGUGAAUGAAAAGGAUAAAGACCGCAAACAUAGAACUACAGAAUGUGCAAGUCCCACAAGGAGCAAGACAAAAUCUGAUUCCAGCAAUGCCAAAGCAUCUGAUGGUUUUCGGGAAUAUGAACGUAAAUUAAACGUAGCCUGGCAUGGAAUGCUAGUUCUGAAGAAUAGUUCUUUCUCCACAAACAUGCACUUCCUUGAGGGUGAUCUCGGUGUUGCAGCCAACUUACUAAUGGAUGUCUCAACUGGUGGAAAAGUCACUCAGCUAAAAAUCACUCAGCGCUUACGACUAGAUCAGCCUAAAUUGGAUGAGGUAACAAGACGCAUCAAGGCAUCAGGCACAAAUGGUUAUUGUGUCCUAUUGGCUGUACCAGCAUUGAGCAGCAUGGAAAAUGCAGAAGGAAUGUCUGCUUCUAUAGAGCAAGCCACUUCACCACAGAGACCACUGAGGAACCUGGUGUCCUAUCUAAAACAAAAGCAGGCAGCUGGUGUCAUUAGCCUGCCUGUUGGAGGAAGCAAAGAGAAAGACCACACUGGUGUGCUUCAUGCUUUCCCUCCUUGUGAUUUUUCUCAACAGUAUCUGCAAACCUCUGCUCGAACCCUGGCCAAAUCUGAAGAAGACUGUCUAGUUAUAAUAAUUGUACGUGGUACGGCUUAGAAUUGAAAUUGUACUGUUUGCUGUACUACCGCUGAGUAUUGUGAUGUGUACGGGAUACAAAGAGGGCAAAGAUCACCAAACUGUCAGAUACUUUAAUCACAUUGUGUGUUCUGGAGCCCUAUUUUUCUAUUUGGACACAGAUACACACACACACACACACACACACACACACACACACCCACCCACCCAAUAGAACUAUGCUGGCAGCCUUGCCUCUAGUAAAAAUAGAUCUUCUACGAAUUGAUAGUGAAGUAAUAUUGUUGUCUUUUGAAAUAUCCUACCCUCCCAACCCGUGCCAUGUCUAACACCAAAUUCAGUUACGAUUAAUAUUAAAUUAGCUGUGUGUUUGUAAUAAGUCUGGCCCACCUAAUUUUUUAAAAUAAAUUCCCUUGCUCUUUCUUUAUCCUUGUUUCCACAUCCUCAGUUUAAAAAGUCUUGUAUCCAUGUAGUGGUUACUUUUUAAAGAGAAAAGUAUUCCGUGCAACAUUUCAAUACACAAGCACUUUCACUUGAGCUUAAACCGUGAAUUGUACAGAGCUUGAGUGCUUCCUGCAUUGUUUAAGGUAAUGGCUACCUGUCGGUGCUAGAGGCCAGUAAUUGAUUUUGUUCAAGCAGGAUUCAUUAUUGAAAACUAAAGGUCUUACUCUGUUAAUGUUGUUAUUGAAGGGCAAAACAACUUAAAUUCAGUUGUUUUCUAGUUAUUGUAGAUAUAACUGAUACAGGAGAACAAAGGCCUUGAAAACUGUUUUAUACAAUAUGCUAUAAGAGUUGUAGGCAAUUUUGUUUUGCACUUAAUAUCUUUUGGACACCAGUAAUUCCUCAAACUAACUCACAAGUUGGAACGAAGUAAAGUAAUUUUUGCCUUUCCUGUCUGAUUGUUCAGAAAACAUUUUUAAUUACUUGGAGUUCAGUCCAAAAUCUAUAAAGUUGAUGUUUAACAUCUCCAAAUAGAUUGGCUGAAGCUUUUCGAACCAAUGAUCUUGGGCAGUAAAGUCAAUUUCUAUGCCAUAUAAAAUAGCAACAAAUGGAUUAUAAAUGUCAAGAAUUUUGUGUUGAAAUAUGUUGUAAAGUAUUUUUAAAGGUGCCUAUGUACUUGUUCUUUAGAGGGCUAACUUUUCAGUGGUGGGAAGAAAUUAAAAAAGAUGUGGAAAAAUAUUCUUGAUAGUUAUUCAGAUCCCCUGCUCAGUCCUGGAAAAUGCAGAGCAUGGAUCAAGCUUGUCUGUUUGGACCUCUGGUCGUUUGGCCUAUUAAAGCAAUCCAGAAAGCAUCAGCACUUUCGGGAAGCAGGGUGGGUAGAAAAUUAUCAAAAAUAAAAACAGUCCUAUGCUGUUUGCAAUAUUUACAGAGGGUGGGCAGCCAUGAUGCAAAUGUCUUACAAAAUUGUUUCCAGCCAAUCAGGAACCCCUUUAAGUACUUAUGAAAUAAUCUGGCCAGGGUUUCUUUGGGACAGUACCUUUUUUAAUUGGUUGGAAUCUUUUGCAGAGUGGAUAGAAAAACAAACUGGAGUUAGCCCCAUGCCGAGUCUGUAAACACUGUCUACCGUUUGGGCAGAGUUGCAAGUAAAAUUUGCACAAAUAAUUCAGAUUUCCUGUUUUUGAUACUACACUAUCGAAAUGUACACUUUGACAUUAUUGUUUCUCUCUCUAAUGUAACAAAUAGCUCAAAAUGUGUGGUCCUAUUUAACAUUAGUGCAAGAUGGAAACUACUAGAUUUGCAGUGGUCUUGUACUAAUGCAAGAUAUAUUUUGAACAAGUACACAGGCAUAGUAAUUAUGGUACAAAGAGUAGUUCUUUUAAAUGAGAAAAUGAAAGUGCACACUGACUGUGUUUCUGUAGUACAAACAUAUAAUCUGAACAAAAUCAGAAAAGCCUAAACAUGAAGCUAGUCAAUUUGUCUGUGAAGAAAAUUGCUCACAGGUACUGGCCUGCUAUGUUUCAGCUUUCUCUGUUUGUGCUGUUCUGUUGAAUGAAAGUACUUCUCCCACCUCCAGCUCCUCUGAAUUGUAUCUGGGACAUUAGGUCACUGAUCAGUCGCCAGCAAGCAAAUGUUAUGUAAUUUUUAAAAAAAAGACUUAAAUUGUGGCUUAUAGUUUUGUUUGAGAAGUUUGCAGUGUUCAAAGUCACAGGACACUUGCUGUUUUGGAGUAUUUUUUUUAAAAGAGAUAAAACUGAUCUGCUUGGUAUGAUUUUAAAACAAAAAUAUAUAGUUAUCCCCAGUAGUAUGUGAAUGCCUGUUGUAAGGCAUCCUUUGAUUACUUAACUCUCAGUUAGGAGAUGACAACUGACCUUUGUGCUUCUGCUCGAGGACGUAGAACAGUAAAAUGUAGUGAUCGUUUUGAAUAUUUAAAGUAAACUCGUGUGGACGUUACUCAUGUGUUCAAGUUGUUGAUGAUGAGCAGCUGGAAUCCAUUCUAUGAAAUUAUUCAAAUAGCAGUGUGGAUAUCCAAGAUGAUUGACUAAUCUGUGAGAUCUGUGUAAAUUGCCCCUCGUGAUGGAUGGGAGUGGUAGUCAUUUUCUUGAGUGGAGGGGUGGGGGCUGAAAGGCUAGGGUGAGUUUGGGUUUUGGGGGAGGUGGACACCUACUAAACUGUAUAAGGUGAAAAUUCAGAUGAGGUGAGAAAAAAAGGGGCAGGAUGUUUAAAUGUAAAACCUAACUAUACUUUCUAGUUUAUUUUUAAUAUAAAUGCACAUGAAUGUGCUUGUGGAGACCUGAAGGGAUUUCUGCCUCAUGCAAUGCAGCAUAGUUGUAAUUAGGAUGAACUGAUCCAUCAAAUCAUUUUACUUGCAUUCCACUACAACUAGUCUUUGGUAACUGUGAAAACAGCAGAGUAAAUGACUUUAAACAAAUAUAGAUAUUAACAUAGCAGGUACAUGUUUUGAUAUGAGUGGUGAUGUUACAGGUUUUUUUCUAAAAUUGGGUGUAUGCUUUUGCACAAGGCUGUACAUGUGCAUACUGAUACCAAAUUGAGUACUUGCACUUUCUGUAUGGGGAAUUUCGAGCCAAAUAAGAGAGCUGCAUAAAGCUAAGGUGAUACAGCUGAAUUGUAUUGGCCCAGUUAAAUUGACAUGGCAAUCUUUUAAACCGUUUAAGGGAUAAAAAUCUGUUUCAAGCAAGUCCGUGUGCACUGUUGUUCUGAACAAUUUUUACGUUGUGAAAUUCAAACUGAAACUGCAGUGUUUUUGAUUUAAUCACAGCCGUGCUUUGGGGAGCUGGGAGGGAGUGCAAAACGUGUAGAGCAUCAAUAAAGAGUGCAUGUCUAAACAGUUGGCAUGUUGUCCCAAGGACCAGGUGUAUAAAGGCUGCAGUUAUACUGUUUAGAUUGUCUCCAAUAUUCUGUAAGAAGUGAUAACCUAAAUGUUUUUGGACAGAGAAGAGUGUAGGUGCAAGAGAGGUUUUGAAUAUUGGCUUUCUCAUCACAUGCUAAAGCAGCAGUUUUACUCUAACCAUAAAGCUUCCAUUUUCAGUAUAAGGAUUCUAAUUUUCUUUAGAAGUUCAAGGUGGUCUCAUAGGAGCACUUAGACAGUUGACAGCUGUGGAAAAAGAAAUCAUUAUCCAGAUGUAGGUUUCGGGAGUCUUCCUAUGCCCUUCGCCUAGUGUAAUUCGAACUGUGCUCCUCUCCUCACCAGUCCAUGCCUCUGAAAGCUAGCAGGCAGUUCAUCUCUAGGAAUUGGCUGCAGUCACCAGUUGAAUGGAAGCUCAAAAAUGGUCAUUUGUAACCAGUGUUGUCUUUUGUUUUAUAUUUUCUUUGCCUUUCUUCUGCUGAGAUUGGGAACACUAGGCUACUCUACACAUUACAGCAUGUAUCUAGUUAUUGAUGACACUAGGAUGCUGGGAGGGUGAUUUUGAAGCACAGACCUUUGACCUAUCAGAGGCAUUCUUCCCCAUUUUAUUUGUCUAGUCUUUGUUGCUGCCCUCCUGGGUUGGAGUUCUUUUCAAUUAUACUUGCAUUAUUUUUGAAUGACUUGUAGAUCUCCAUGUGCUCACCUGUUAAUUGGGUAGGUCCUGGGCACUGUUGUUAAUGUAAAAUACUUUUAAUGCUUCCAAUGUCCUAUGUUCUCCAGUGUUCUCUUUCCAUCCCUGGCAGCCAAGGCACAUAAUUAUUUUGAAUUGGGUAACCCAUCCUAAGAGAAGAAAUGGUCUUAAUUUUAUUCAAAUUGUAAAUGAUCCAGUGUUAGAAAUCCACUGUAAAUGAGGAUUAAGAGCUGCAAAGGUUCUUAAUCAUCAGGCAAGCCUUUAGUCUUGCAUUGGCUAGCCUUGCUUAAGGACUAUUUAACAUAGUUUUCUUCAAGGUAAAAGUCCUAUCAGCUUUUACGGUGUCUGACAGCUCUGCAUCAAAAAUUUGUUUUAGAAAUCUAGGGCCUUGGUGCCUUAGUAAGAAACAGUUGUUCGGUAGCAUGCCAACUGAAUUUCCUUAGUUUUUUUUGUUUUGAGGCUAUGUGUAAAAAUUACUGUAUUCUUGUUAGUUAUAUAGAAGAAACUGGUGUUGCAUGUAUUUUUUGUGUCUAAUUUGAUAUUUCUUUCCUGCAAAAACCAAGUGACAGAAUAUUUGAAUGACACAGCUGAGGAGGAGACUUCCUGCUGGAAUUUAGUACAAGCCGAAGACAAUGUUUGUUUGACGUAGAAUGGCCUUUUGCAGGGGGAAAAGAUUUCUGUUAUUUUGUUUUUAAAGAGCUGGAAUGACAGCUUGAAAAAAUAUAUAUAAAAAGUUCCUGUAUCUUCUAAUGUGAAACCAGGUCCUGUGUUUUGAGGGGAAAGAUGAUCUGCCGCUGUGUGCUGUUUAUAGCUGAUUUCUGGGGGAGAAAGGAAAAGCUAUUCGGGCUCAACCAUCUGAAUACGGGCUUUCACAGACACACGUGCGUUGAGCUGAUUAUGUUGUCAACCAAAAUCAAUAAAAUGUGUUUUCUUUUGAGGAAAAAAAA
This is a messenger RNA of Hemiscyllium ocellatum (epaulette shark), 7715 nucleotides long. It is a transcript of the gene rbm15, whose product is annotated as RNA binding motif protein 15. The coding region runs from base 317 to 2797 and encodes 826 amino acids. The record is from RefSeq and is a predicted model, not a curated record. Gene Ontology annotation, cellular component: nucleus. NCBI's taxonomy places the organism in Eukaryota, Metazoa, Chordata, Chondrichthyes, Orectolobiformes, Hemiscylliidae. Gene Ontology annotation, molecular function: mRNA binding. Gene Ontology annotation, biological process: regulation of alternative mRNA splicing, via spliceosome. The transcript has a single exon.